AUGUUCAAGCGACUUGUCAUCCUCUUCUUCAACCUGCUCUUCCCGCCGCUGGCGGUGCUGCUUCUCUGCGGUUUUGGCGCCGACUUUGCCAUGAACUGCUUCCUGUUUGUCCUGGCCAUCAUUCCGUCACACAUCCACGGCAUGUACAUCAGCUUCGUGUACUUCCACCGCAAGAACAAGGUGCGCAAGGGCCGUUUACCGGGGAGGCGGCGCGGCCUCAUAUACAGCGAGAAGGUCCAAAAUGGUGGCGCGACGCAGGGGCAACUCAAUGAUAUAAAGGUCCUGGAGCAAGAUCGUGCGAGGCCCAUGGACGGCAAAAAGGUUCAGAGAAAUUGGAGGAAAACAGGGUAA
This is a messenger RNA of Neoarthrinium moseri, 351 nucleotides long. RefSeq lists its product as uncharacterized. The record is from RefSeq and is a predicted model, not a curated record. Lineage: Eukaryota; Fungi; Ascomycota; Sordariomycetes; Amphisphaeriales; Apiosporaceae. Bases 1 to 351 code for a protein of 116 amino acids. The transcript has a single exon. Gene Ontology annotation, cellular component: membrane.